Helobdella robusta is the source of this 495-nucleotide messenger RNA. RefSeq lists its product as hypothetical. Bases 1 to 495 code for a protein of 164 amino acids. The transcript has 3 exons. NCBI's taxonomy places the organism in Eukaryota, Metazoa, Annelida, Clitellata, Rhynchobdellida, Glossiphoniidae. The record is from RefSeq and is a predicted model, not a curated record.
AUGGAUCAUAUUAUGCAAAUAUUUAACUUUAUAAAAUUUUCAGUGGCAGCUGGGGGGACGGGAACGUCAGAUUACGUAAUGAAUCAUUACGCCCCGGUUGUCCAACUUCACAGAAAAAACAACAACAACAACGACAACAAUGGUGACAACAACAACGACGAUGGUGACAACAACAACAACAACAACGAGCCACUGAACUACGUGGUCUUGGACUUCCACAAAAAGAACAUUAACAAGAAUCGCAUUCAAGACAUCAAUAGUGCCACUGAAAAUGACUUCUACUUCAAUUAUCGUGACAUUAACCAACAACAAAACCGCGAUAACUACGGCUACAACAACAACCCUAAUGUCAUUUUGCUCACAUUCCAGUUUCCGCCUGUCAAUCUCGAUUCCCGAAAUGCGAUUCCAUAUUUUCUAAAAUUCCCAUUCCAGAAAAUUAAGUUCAACCAAUUCUCAUGGGAUUCCCACAAUUCCCGUUCCCAUGCUCAUCUCUAA